GCGCGGGGGCGCGUCUGUCACCCGGCAAGCCCCCGGCCCGGACUCCGGAGGGAUGCGGAGCGGCAGUGGCGGCGGCGGUAGCGGAGACUGUGGCUUUAAGAGCGCGCAGGGAGCGCUAGAGUCAGCCGUGCAGUCCUUCGUCGCCAAGCACUCCGGAGCGGCCGAGCCUGGCGCUGGCGGGACCGGGCAGCCUGCCGCCAGGCUCUGAGAAGCGGCUGUAGACCUCUACCAGAGAGUCCUUCCUCUGAAGACGUCACCAGUGUGUGGAGCCUGCCGCACACCCACUCCCUGCCAAACCACGGCCUUUACCUGUGUCUUUCGGUGUUUCCCGUGCGACCCGUCCUGUGGGAGUGCCUCGUGGGCUGCCCCAGAGUUCGCCCCACGCUCAGCUGCACCAAUGGUGAAGAUGACAAGAUCCAAGACUUUUCAGGCAUACCUGCCCUCAUGCCACCGGACCUACAGCUGCAUUCACUGCAGAGCUCACUUGGCCAAUCACGAUGAACUCAUUUCCAAGUCGUUCCAGGGAAGUCAAGGACGAGCCUACCUCUUUAACUCAGUCGUUAACGUGGGCUGCGGGCCUGCAGAAGAGCGGGUGUUGCUCACAGGACUCCAUGCAGUUGCAGACAUUUACUGUGAAAACUGCAAAACCACUUUGGGCUGGAAAUAUGAACACGCUUUUGAAAGCAGUCAGAAAUAUAAAGAGGGCAAAUACAUCAUUGAACUAGCGCACAUGAUCAAGGACAAUGGCUGGGACUGACCUGACAACAUCCAUCCGGUCCAGCAUCCACAUGAAUGCCAUCCAACUGAACAUUCUACCCAAGCGUGAGAGAGUGACUGAACAAUUGGUUCCAUCCAUUUAGGGGCCUUGCCAUCAGGGGGCAUCCUCCCACCCUGACGCCAUCUUUUUGGGUGACUGGCCUCUAAAUUGCUGUCUCUCUGUCUCUUUGCUUUGUAUCUGUUUGUGAGUUGAUCUUGGCUUCUCUGUUCUAGUGUUGGCUGAAAACAAAAAUACCGAACAGAACAGAACAGAUCCUUGGCUGCGUGGCGGCAGUCCACCUUGGAAAGGGGCCCCCAGCCCAUAGGAGAGCUGCCUUGUCAGAGCAGUGGUACAUGGGCAUGAGGAAGAGCAAAGACCAACCUGAGAGCCCCGGGGUUGGGGAAGGGGCAGGAGGGUAGGGGUAGACCAAGACUGUCCUACUCUUGGGGACCUGGCUUGAAAUAAUUGACUUUUUCAAAAAGACAAAGAGAAAAAAAAAUACCUCAUGACUGUAUUCUCUCUGACAACAAACUUCUGUCCUAACAUCAAAUGUGCCAGGAUAGCAGAUGAGCACACGAAAUGGCCCUGAUUCUAGCUGACAGGGCAAGACCCCAGCCGGCAUGCUGGGCCUGAGUUAGAGAACGUCCUGCUAGGGUGAGGGGGGGCAUAGGUAAAGCCCCAAUGGGUUAUAGUGACUCCGGUGCCCCUCCACCCCCACCCCACCUCUGGGCAAUCACCUCCUGGUCUCCGCUGUUGUAGGUGAGGGGAGAUAGGCAGAUGUCCCAUUUAACCAGCACCACACUGAAAUCGGUGAUGGAGGGGAGCCAGGGAGCAUGGGUUGCCGCCUGGGAGCUCCUGAUAGCGAGCAGGAAAAGUAAAAACUGGGAACUAGUCAGCAGUUCUGUGGGAGUGAAGCAGCAGAAGAGGGGUUCUGGGAGGAACAGCUGUGAUUUGAGCCAGCUCUGGCUGGGCACAUCUGCUCUCACCGCUGGGCAUGGGUUUAGCUGUUCUCUGUGCCUAGUGUUUCCGGUUUGGGUCUUGUUUUUUUCCCCCCUCCAGUUCCAUCAUGACCUGGGAAACAAAGAUCCAAGAUUCCAUCCCUCAUGCCUCUCUUGUUAGAUCUGCAUGUCGUAGGAGGAUAACUUUUGACAGUGUGGUCCAGCAGUGGGGAGGAAUUAUAGAUUCAGUAAUGCCCCCCACCCCUCACCCCACCCACCCCAGCCUCCUUGCUUUAAGGAUGGGGAGGAAAAUCCCUGUAAGUCUCCUGAAGUGAAAAGGAACUCAAUGCUUUGAAUCAGCACUGAAUGUUUUACGGCAGUUCAGCUAUUAUGUGGCUCACGGCCGAACCUCGUUUGCAUUAAUUUCAUUUCUGAGGCAGAAAAUGAUGUUAAAAUACACGCGUAUGAGGUAAUCCUCAACAUCAUUCUUAACUAGGCUGCUCCUACAGGAAAAUUCACCUCUUUUAAAAAGAGCCAAAUAAAAGAGAGUUCAUGGGGAUAAGAAUCUGUAAAAUUGAUUAACCCAGAUUACAGCAGCUGGCACAGGACGUUUUCCAAAUCUCAUCUUCAGCAGAAUCAAAUUCCCAGCAGGAGAGAGCUCUGGUGGACGUGGCUUUGUGUCCCGUCCCGUCCCGUCCCCGUCCCCGUCCCCCCGUCCCCCCCCCCCCCCCCCCCCCCCCCCCCCCCGUGUCCUGAUCUGGGAAUGGAAGAACCGAGGCUUCUUUACCCUGUCUUGCUAGUGGCGAUGGCGGGGUGGCAGGAAGCAGGCCAGCUUUCUUUAACAGCAGAGCGCUCCUCUUCCGGGACACAGAAAUGUCUAAAAAACGAGAUUUUGUUCUCAGGUCUCCUUGUCCAGAGCCUGGGAAUACUAGCUCAAGCUCCUACCCCACCCCUCUGGACUGCAGGACCGACUGAGCCUCAGAAGGACUGAGUUUUGCUUCCUGAAAAACCACCCCGUGGCUCCCAGGCUCAAGUUCCCAGUGACACACAUUUUUCCACUUUGACAUUCCUAAACUGGCUUGCAGGCUCUGAAGUCAUGCUGCCCCCACCCCCCACCCCAAUCCUGCCCCAGGGAAGUAGCCUUCAUUUAAGGAUUUGAUUAUAUACACCCUUUGCUCAGGGAAUAUCCCAGCUAAUCUACAAAUCCAUUUCUUUCUUUUCUUUCUUUCUUUUUUUUUUUUUUUAAAUAGAGGGUGGGGGUUAAACCUUGGUAGAUGUUUUUUCUUGAAAAACUAAAAUUAGUGACACAUAGAACCUGGAUAUGGGAUGCCCUGCCAUUCUCAAGGGUCAGAGAAGGAGACAGUGUGCCACUGUUUUUCCUUGGGGUGGGCUCCUUGACCAUCCUGGAUCAGCGGAGCUGCAGUAGGACCCUGGCUCUGGGUUGUUCUUGAACUGCUCUCUGCUGAGCGCCCAGUGGGUGUCCGGCACCACACCAUGCUGGGUGCAGAAGAUGAGUAGUAACAUGCCAGUUUUCCCAUAACUAGUUUGGGGGCGGGACCAAAACUCAUUAGGCUUCCCUCCGUGACAGCGACACCAAAAGUGCUUCUUACGACCUUCACUCCAUCGGUGGCUUGUCUGCCUGACACUUAGCAGUAUUAGAGAGUCCACAGCUGAGCAGUGGAGACGGGCACUCAAGGCCUCGGUCGGUCUGUUCUUUCUUUUCCUCACCAAAUGAUUGACUCAGCAUAACCAAAGACCUCAUCCAUUCACCCCACAUGGGUUCAGGGAAUUGGAGUCGAUGGGGUGAGCUUGGGCAGGGGCGGGUGAGUAGGGAAGGGCCUGAAGUUCUGUACCUCAGCCACCAGCCGCCUUCGUUCUGAACUGAAGACUAGCUGACCACCUCAUGCCAUCUCUCCUGUGCCGCUGUAGGUGAUAGAGCCGUGCCCCCGCCCCCCAGUACAUCCACAUCCCCCACCCCUGGAUUUCCCUAGGCUGCUGAUGGGUGAAUCCACAUGAGUCAAGUAUAGCCAAGCUUGAUGCCCUCCAGCUCACAGCUGGGCCUGGCUGAGUACCACCCCAGCGCCUGUGACGACAGUCAGAUCAUGUAGAUAAAGUAAAUCCUUGCUGGUAGAUCAGUGUGUACAAAGGCAGUGUCCCUUUAUAAUAAGAUUUCCAAGUACGUAUACAUUCUCUUGUGAAGUAUACUCUUGUAAAUAAUAUUUAAUUUUUUAAAUAAUAUAUUUGGUGCUGUAUUCUCAGAUCCCUGAGAGCACUUUUCAAUUCUAUGGCUUCCUCUGUGUUUCUUGAAGUACAUUUUAAGGGAAAAGUAAUCAACAAGAUUUUUUUUUUUUUUUUAGAUCUGUCACUUUAAAAUGGAUUGAGGCUUUAAAACAUUUUUUUUCAUUUUUUUCUGUUUGCAUUUUUCCCCAGUAGAACAGACUGUAGUAAAUUGCAGGGUUGUGAACUGAUACUUUCUGGCCCAGUCUUGGCUAGAAAAGAAACAACAAGUUUUAGUAGUAACAACUUCGAAGUAAUUGCCGUAGCUGGGAGAACUUCGAAGAAGUUGGAAUCAUGUGUGCGUGAGUGAGUGUGUGAGUGUGUGUGUGUGUGUGUGUGUGUGUAGUCUGGAUUUUUCUGUUUCCUUUUCUACUGAGGACACUCUAUGAACUACAGUUUACACCUUGGGCACAUAGCGUUUUCCCUCUCUGGUUUCCAUGUCUGAGUGGACCAACAGCACGAAGCAGGAUUUUCCUUCCCUGAGGAGCUGUGUGGCCAGUUCCUCUUCCUCUGUGCGCUGCUUCUAGAACUGGCGAAGCGAACCUGUGAAGAGGAAGCCGGAGUCAAGUCUGUGCUUCUGAGAUGUGAGCAGACCAGUCACACAUCCGGGCUCUGGUUGUUCUAGAAGCUGUGUCUUAUUAAAUGUUAACUGGUUCAGGUUAAAAGGACGUUAAUAAAACAAUAGCUUUUUAUUUUUUGUUUUUUUUUUUUAAGGUCAGAUUGCUUUGGGCUCAGGCAGAGGCUGGCAAAUCAAAUUUUGAACACAACUUGUAUUUCAAAAAAAACCUGCCUCAAUGGAACAUUCUAGUUCUGUGUGUUGAAAAGAAUGCUUUUAAAAUGGUGAUUGAUUUUUUUUUUUAAUUAUCAUACAGUCAUGAAAUGUACCAGAAUAAAAGAUAAAGCCAAGAAAGAGACUGUCUCUGCAGGGGUAGAUCUGCCUGCCCAGGGUUUUACAGUGUGCUGUCGAAGGUGGAGUCAGUUCCCUUUCCCCAGCCUGCAGACUUGUGUACCACAGGUUUGUCCGUCUGUCUGUCUGUGUUUACAAACUGUAUCAUUGGGUUUGGAAUUGUUUUUGUGUGUUUGGUUUUCUUCAGUGGCAUUUCCCCCCAGGUCACUUUGCUUCGACAACAGAGGUGAUUAUUUCUGUGUAAAUGGUCUUCACCUCUGUCCGGUGACUGUACAUAAUGAUUCAGUGUUAGUGAGAAGCAUCGUUUGUUCCCAAUCUGUGUUGGUGCUCAUUUGAGAAAAUAAAGUUUUCAAAUAUUA
Messenger RNA from Peromyscus leucopus (white-footed mouse), 5238 nucleotides. RefSeq names its product yippee like 2 (gene Ypel2). Lineage: Eukaryota; Metazoa; Chordata; Mammalia; Rodentia; Cricetidae. The transcript has 5 exons. The record is from RefSeq and is a predicted model, not a curated record. Bases 398 to 757 code for a protein of 119 amino acids.